Molecule: messenger RNA, 332 nt
Organism: Trypanosoma grayi
Lineage: Eukaryota; Euglenozoa; Kinetoplastea; Trypanosomatida; Trypanosomatidae
Exons: 1
Source: RefSeq, a predicted model, not a curated record
AAGUGCUGGCAGAGCCCCACAGCCAAGGAGAAAACGAAUGCGUGAAUGUGAGGUCUAGUCGCCCAGCAAAGACGUCAGCCGCGUGCUGCCACGAUGCACCAGACGGUGCACACGGCGCCGCGCCACUUCCCACUCCCCACACAAGAAGAGCAACUGGCGAGAAGGGCGCAAAGGCCCAGUGCACACACCGCAGAGUACAAAGAACCCCAACAGGAAGGGUGAGGUGUUGGGCAUUUGCCGCCUGCUGUGUUCACCGUAGCAGAUUAAAGCACACACACACACACAUGGCAGGCAGCAGCAGACACCGCCAACAGAGUGGGAAGCAGAGAUGA